Messenger RNA from Oncorhynchus masou masou (cherry salmon), 534 nucleotides. RefSeq names its product phospholipase A and acyltransferase 3-like. The transcript has 4 exons. Gene Ontology annotation, cellular component: cytoplasm. Gene Ontology annotation, molecular function: A2-type glycerophospholipase activity; glycerophospholipid phospholipase A1 activity. The record is from RefSeq and is a predicted model, not a curated record. Lineage: Eukaryota; Metazoa; Chordata; Actinopteri; Salmoniformes; Salmonidae. Gene Ontology annotation, biological process: N-acylphosphatidylethanolamine metabolic process. Bases 1 to 534 code for a protein of 177 amino acids.
AUGUUAUGUUUUUGUCACAAUCUUAUCAAAAGGAAUGACAUUGUCCCAAUAAUGCCUCAACCUGGGGACCUGAUUGAGAUAUUCCGGGGGACCUAUCAGCACUGGGCCUUGUAUGUUGGAGAAGGCUACAUCGUCCACCUCUGUCCCCCCACUGAGGCAGCUGGGGCUGGUGCCUAUAGCCUAGUGUCUGUGUUGUGUGACACAGCCGUUGUGACCAAGGAGAGCCUGGAGGAGAUAGUGGGGAAGGACAGGUUCCUUGUCAACAACCUGCUGGAUGGCAAACACAAACCCCGGAGUGUUUAUGACAUACUGAGGGAUGCCCGCAGCCUGCUGGGCCUGGAGAUGCCUUACUGCAUCCUGAGGGGAAACUGUGAACACUUUGUCACAGAGCUGAGAUAUGGGAAGGGAGAGUCCCGGCAGGUAUAUUAUGCUCUGGGCGUCGGUGUUCGAGCAGUGGCGAUUGGCAUGAAGGCCCUGAAUGCAGCGUCAAACAUCUCUUGUGUGAAGUCAAAACAAAAGCGGAUACUCCUUUGA